CGGUGGCUUGCGGUGGUGCUGCAGGUCUGGGGUCUUCCCGCGGCCCCGGGACUUUGGGGUCGGACGCCCUGGACUCUGGGGACCGUCCCUUCCCGAGACCGUGAUGAGCGGAGCGUGUCGGCCGUGGGUCGGUAGGAGGAGAGGAUCAGAGCUGUUUUCUCUUGAUGCCAAGAUACGCUGGACUGGGCACCCACUUCCCUUACGACAGCCAAGCACCACGACUGGGCCUGCCGGACCCGGGGGCAAGGGUCCACGGGCUCCUGCAGCCCGUGCCACUCGGUGGGCCUGGCCUGUGCAGGCCACUGAGCACCAUCCGGCUGCAGAGGAGGAGGAGGAGGAGGAAGAGGGGGGAGCUCUGACAUGGGCUGCCCCACUGGCUCUCCUUGGCUGCCCUGCUGCUGAGACUGCCCGGCACAUGUGUUCCCAGGCUGUGGGGCCUGGGGCCUGCCAGGGCUAGGAGUGAGACCUGCUGUUUGUUCAUGGGUCUCUAGGCCCUUCCGAGAUGCCUGGGAAGAGAGGCCUGGGCUGGUGGGGGGCCCGGCUACCGCUCUGCCUGCUCCUCAACCUUUAUGGUCCCUGGGUGUCUUCUACCAUGGGGAAGCCCAAGGGUCACCCCCACAUGAACUCCAUCCGCAUCGAUGGGGACAUCACUCUGGGAGGCCUGUUCCCAGUGCACGGCCGGGGCUCUGAGGGCAAAGCCUGUGGGGAGCUGAAGAAGGAGAAAGGCAUCCACCGGCUGGAGGCCAUGCUGUUUGCCCUGGAUCGCAUCAACAACGACCCGGACCUGCUGCCCAACAUCACGCUGGGCGCCCGCAUUCUGGACACCUGCUCGAGGGACACCCACGCCCUCGAGCAGUCACUGACCUUUGUGCAGGCGCUCAUCGAGAAGGACGGCACGGAGGUCCGCUGCGGCAGUGGUGGCCCGCCCAUCAUCACCAAGCCCGAACGGGUGGUGGGCGUCAUCGGUGCUUCGGGGAGCUCGGUCUCCAUCAUGGUGGCCAACAUCCUCCGCCUCUUUAAGAUCCCGCAGAUCAGCUACGCCUCCACAGCCCCCGACCUGAGUGACAACAGCCGCUACGACUUCUUCUCCCGCGUGGUGCCCUCGGACACGUACCAGGCCCAGGCCAUGGUUGACAUCGUCCGUGCCCUCAAGUGGAACUACGUGUCCACGCUGGCCUCCGAGGGCAGCUAUGGUGAGAGCGGUGUGGAGGCUUUCAUCCAAAAGUCCCGCGAGAAUGGGGGUGUGUGCAUAGCCCAGUCAGUGAAGAUCCCACGGGAACCUAAGAUGGGCGAGUUUGACAAGAUCAUCAAACGCCUCCUGGAGACAUCCAACGCCAGGGCCGUCAUCAUCUUCGCCAAUGAGGAUGACAUCAGGCGGGUGCUGGAGGCGGCACGCAGGGCCAACCAGACGGGCCACUUCUUCUGGAUGGGCUCUGACAGCUGGGGCUCCAAGAGUGCCCCUGUGCUGCGCCUGGAGGAGGUGGCCGAGGGUGCUGUCACCAUACUCCCAAAGAGGAUGUCAGUGCGAGGUUUCGACCGCUACUUCUCCAGUCGCACGCUGGACAACAACCGGCGCAACAUCUGGUUUGCUGAGUUCUGGGAAGACAACUUCCACUGCAAGCUGAGCCGCCACGCGCUCAAGAAGGGCAGCCACGUCAAGAAGUGCACCAACCGCGAGCGCAUCGGGCAGGACUCCGCCUACGAGCAGGAGGGGAAGGUGCAGUUCGUGAUAGAUGCCGUGUACGCCAUGGGCCACGCGCUGCACGCCAUGCACCGCGACCUGUGUCCUGGCCGAGUGGGGCUCUGCCCUCGCAUGGACCCUGUGGAUGGCACCCAGCUGCUGAAGUACAUCAGAAACGUCAACUUCUCAGGCUCAGCAAAGAUCCCCCCAUCCCCAGGCAUAGCAGGGAACCCCGUGACCUUCAGUGAGAACGGGGACGCGCCCGGACGUUACGACAUCUACCAGUACCAGCUGCGCAACGGCUCCGCUGAGUACAAGGCCGUCGGCUCCUGGACGGACCAGCUGCACCUCAGAAUAGAGCGGAUGCACUGGCCGGGGAGUGGGCAGCAGCUGCCCCGCUCCAUCUGCAGCCUGCCCUGCCAGCCAGGCGAGCGGAAGAAGACUGUGAAGGGCAUGGCUUGCUGCUGGCACUGCGAGCCCUGCACGGGGUACCAGUACCAGGUGGACCGCUACACCUGUAAGACCUGCCCCUACGACAUGCGGCCCACGGAGAACCGCACGGGCUGCCGCCCCAUCCCCAUCGUCAAGCUCGAGUGGGACUCGCCCUGGGCCGUGCUGCCCCUCUUCCUAGCCGUGCUGGGCAUCGCCGCCACGCUGUUCGUGGUGGUCACCUUCGUGCGCUACAACGACACGCCCAUUGUCAAGGCCUCGGGCCGCGAGCUGAGCUACGUGCUGCUGGCUGGCAUCUUUCUGUGCUACGCCACCACCUUCCUCAUGAUCGCCGAGCCGGACCUGGGCACCUGCUCGCUGCGACGCGUCUUCCUGGGGCUGGGCAUGAGCAUCAGCUACGCCGCCCUGCUCACCAAGACCAACCGCAUCUACCGCAUCUUCGAGCAGGGCAAGCGGUCGGUGAGCGCCCCGCGCUUCAUCAGCCCGGCCUCGCAGCUGGCCAUCACCUUCAGCCUCAUCUCCCUGCAGCUGCUGGGCAUCUGUGUGUGGUUCGUGGUGGACCCGUCCCGCUCGGUGGUGGACUUCCAGGACCAGCGGACGCUCGACCCCCGCUUCGCCAGGGGCGUGCUCAAGUGCGACAUCUCAGACCUGUCGCUCAUCUGCCUGCUGGGCUACAGCAUGCUGCUCAUGGUCACGUGCACGGUGUACGCCAUCAAGACACGCGGCGUGCCCGAGACCUUCAACGAGGCCAAGCCCAUCGGCCUCACCAUGUACACCACGUGCAUCGUCUGGCUGGCUUUCAUCCCCAUCUUCUUUGGAACGUCGCAGUCGGCCGACAAGCUGUACAUCCAGACGACCACGCUGACGGUGUCGGUGAGUCUGAGCGCCUCGGUGUCCCUGGGAAUGCUGUACAUGCCCAAAGUCUACAUCAUCCUCUUCCACCCGGAGCAGAACGUGCCCAAGCGCAAGCGCAGCCUCAAAGCCGUGGUCACCGCCGCCACCAUGUCCAACAAGUUCACGCAGAAGGGCAACUUCCGGCCCAACGGCGAGGCCAAGUCGGAGCUGUGCGAGAACCUGGAGGCCCCGGCGCUGGCCACGAAACAGACCUAUGUCACCUAUAGCAACCAUGCAAUCUAGCAGGGCUACCCGAGCCGAGCAGUGGAAGAGCCUCUGAGGACGGUGCACUGGACCAGGGCCACGCCCGUGGGCCCAGCUGAUGUCCUGCCUGCCCGUGGGUACCCACGGAUUGUGGCUUGGUGCUGAGAACAGUAGAGCCCCCCCCCCCCCCCGGCUGUCACCGCGGAGGAAGUCAGGGUGGGGUGGCAGGAGGAAGCCGAGGGGCCAGGCAGCUCGAGACCAGCACGGAGGCCUGAGUCCUGGACAGCUGUCCCACAGGCCUCCGCGUACAGGGGCUCAGUCGCGAGAGCCCAGCACUGGCUUCCUCCCCUCCUUGUGCCUCUGCCUGUCCUGUGGGUGACCUCAGCGGGUCCUCACCCUGUGGCCGUGCCCUCGUCUCUCUGCAUGUCUUGUCUGUUUGGGUUCUGCACUUCUGUGUCUUCUUUCUGCUCCUGCCUUCGCUCGCUCUGCCCCUCCGGCUCCCUCUGGGCCCCACCCAGGUCACUUUUGUCCUGCGCUUUUCUUUCCUGUCCUUGACUUCAUUUUUACCAGCCUCCCCCCUCCCUUCCACUCCAUCAAAUCAUCCAUGUUGCAAAAGAGAGAAAAAAAAAAAAAAGAGGAAAAAAAUCAAAACACAAAAACAAAGCCCAAACAAAUCUCGAGUGUUUUGCGAAGUGCCGCAUCCUCCUGGUGGCCUCUGUGUGUCCCCGUGGCCCGCAACCUGCUCGCCUGCCCGUCUGCCGUGUGUCCUGCCCGCCUGCCCGCGUGCCCCUCCUGCUGAACACGGAGUUCAGUGCCUGGGUGUUUGGUGGAGGCCGUUGAUGACGAUGUGUAGCAUGGUUGUUUUUUACCAAGAACAUUUCUAAUAAAGAUAAACUCAUGGUUUUG
Jaculus jaculus (lesser Egyptian jerboa) is the source of this 4135-nucleotide messenger RNA. RefSeq names its product glutamate metabotropic receptor 4 (gene Grm4). Bases 503 to 3268 code for a protein of 921 amino acids. Gene Ontology annotation, cellular component: membrane. Gene Ontology annotation, molecular function: adenylate cyclase inhibiting G protein-coupled glutamate receptor activity. Gene Ontology annotation, biological process: G protein-coupled glutamate receptor signaling pathway; regulation of synaptic transmission, glutamatergic. The transcript has 11 exons. The record is from RefSeq and is a predicted model, not a curated record. NCBI's taxonomy places the organism in Eukaryota, Metazoa, Chordata, Mammalia, Rodentia, Dipodidae.